Colletotrichum tamarilloi is the source of this 189-nucleotide messenger RNA. RefSeq lists its product as uncharacterized. The record is from RefSeq and is a predicted model, not a curated record. The transcript is spliced from 2 exons. The coding region runs from base 1 to 189 and encodes 62 amino acids. Lineage: Eukaryota; Fungi; Ascomycota; Sordariomycetes; Glomerellales; Glomerellaceae.
AUGGGAGAUAUGUUGGUCCUCGUAUCUGCUGCAGAUGCAACGCGGGACGUCCUUUACGAUCUUGCGGGCGGGUUUCGGAUGGAUGAGAACCACCCUUUGUUUUCCGAGUUUCAGAGAAGAGAAGAUAUGCGCCAGUAUCUCCGAACCAACGUGUGGCUGCGGGAGCUUGAUUACCAGCCGGCCGGCUGA